Messenger RNA from Apaloderma vittatum (bar-tailed trogon), 3062 nucleotides. RefSeq names its product protocadherin-1-like. Gene Ontology annotation, molecular function: calcium ion binding. The record is from RefSeq and is a predicted model, not a curated record. Gene Ontology annotation, biological process: homophilic cell-cell adhesion. Lineage: Eukaryota; Metazoa; Chordata; Aves; Trogoniformes; Trogonidae. Gene Ontology annotation, cellular component: plasma membrane.
CUCCCCUGCAGCGCAGGAUGAAACCGCUGGCAUCCUGCCUGGGCCUGUGGCUCCUCUUCCAGCUCCCUGCCCUGGUCUCUGGGACGCGUGUGGUCUACAAAGUGCAGGAGGAACAACCCCCCAACACCCUCAUAGGGAGCCUGGCCUCCGACUACGGCUUUCCGGGGCACCUCUACAAGCUGGAAGUAGGGGCCCCGUACUUACGUGUAGAUGGCAAGACUGGGGACAUCUACACCACAGAGACCUCCAUUGACCGGGAGAGCUUGCGUGAGUGCCAGCACCUCCUGCCCGGCCAGCCCUGUUUCCUGGAGUUCGAAGUGUCCAUCACUGACCUGAUCCAGAACAGCAGCCCACGCCUGCUCGAGGGGCAGAUAGAGGUGCUUGAUAUCAAUGACAACACCCCCAACUUUGCCUCGCCAGUUCUCACCCUCUCCAUCCCUGAAAAUUUUUCCAUCCCCAUGGCCAUGGACCGGGACUCAGGUCCCAAUGGUGUUGCUUCCUACGAGCUGACGGCUGGUCCGGAGGCACAGGAGCUCUUUGGGCUGCAAGUGGCAGAGGAUCAGGACGAGAAGCAGCCACAGCUGAUCGUCAUGGGGAAUCUAGACCGGGAGCAGUGGGACUCCUAUGAUCUGACCAUCAAGGUGCAGGAUGGAGGCAACCCGCCACGGGCGAGCAGUGCCCUGCUUCGCAUCACCAUCCUGGACAUGAACGACAACGCGCCCAAAUUUGAGAAGGCCCUGUACGAGGCAGAGCUCUCCGAAAACAGCCCCGUGGGACACUCAGUCCUUCAGGUAAAAGCCAAUGACUCGGACCAGGGCGCCAAUGCCGAAAUAGACUACUCCUUCCAUCAAGCCUCAGACAUGGUGCGCCGGCUGCUGCGCCUAGACCGCGCCACGGGGCUCAUCACCGUGCAGGGGCCCAUCGACCGCGAGGACAUCAACAUCCUCAAGUUCUCCGUGAUGGCCAAGGACAAGGGGGCCAACCCCAAGAGCGCCCGCACGCAGGUGGUGGUCACCAUCAAGGACAUGAAUGACAACGCACCCUCCAUAGAGAUUCGGGGCAUUGGGCUUGUCACCCACCAGGAUGGCAUGGCCAACAUCUCGGAGGAUGUGCCAGUAGAGACAGCAGUGGCUCUGGUGCAGGUGUCCGACCGAGACGAGGGUGAAAAUGCCGUGGUAACCUGCGUGGUGGCUGGCGAUGUCCCGUUCCAGCUGCGGCAGGCUAGUGAAACAGGAAGCGACAGCAAGAAGAAAUAUUUCCUGCAGACCACCACGCCACUGGACUACGAGUCGGUGAAGGACUACACCAUUGAGAUUGUGGCAGUGGACUCGGGGAACCCGCCCCUCUCCAGCACUAACUCUUUGAAGGUGCAAGUGGUGGAUGUGAAUGACAAUGCGCCUGUCUUCAGCCAGAGCUUCACCGAGGUGGCCUUCCCUGAGAACAACGAGCCUGAUGACCUGGUGAUGGAGGUGAGUGCCAGCGAUGCCGACAGUGGCUCCAAUGCCAAGCUGGUUUACUCUCUGGUGACAGACCCUUCCUCCAAGGGCUCCUUCACCAUUGACCCUGACUCUGGGGAGAUCCGGGUGAAGGCGGUGCUGGACCGAGAGCAGCGGGAACGCUACGAGUUCUUGGUGGUGGCGGCAGACAAGGGCAGUCCCAGCCUCAAGGGCACAGCGUCUGUGGCCAUCAAUGUCAUGGACAGGAAUGACAACGACCCCAAGUUCAUGCUGAGCGGCUACAACUUCUCAGUGAUGGAGAACAUGCCGCCCCUCAGCCCUGUGGGCAUGGUGACGGUGAUUGAUGCUGACAAAGGAGAAAACGCCCGCAUCCAGCUGUCCGUGGAGCAAGACAACGGGGAUUUCGUCAUCCAGAAUGGCACUGGCACCAUCCUCUCCAGCAUCUCUUUUGACCGGGAGCAGCAGAGCACGUACACUUUCCGACUCAAGGCGGUGGAUGGUGGGGAUCCUCCCAGGUCUGCCUAUGUGGGGGUGACAAUCAACGUCUUGGAUGAGAAUGAUAACGCCCCCUUCAUCACUUCACCCUCCAAUGCCACCUACAAACACAUCCUGCCCCACACAAGCCCUGGCCAGCAGGUCAGCAAGGUCAAGGCAGAGGACAUUGACUCUGGUGUCAAUGCAGAGCUGACCUACAGCAUCACAGGAGGCAACCCCUUUGAGCUCUUCCAGAUCUCCCCGCACAGCGGAGACAUCACCCUGGAGAAGGAGAUCCUGCGCAAGCACCAUGGCCUGCACCGCUUGGUCGUGCGUGUCAACGACAAGGGCAAGCCCUCGCGGCACGGCACGGCGCUGGUGCACUUCUACGUCAACGAGACGCUGGCCAACCGCACACUGCUGGACACGCUGGUGGGGCACAGCCUGGACACGCCGCUUGACAUAGACAUUGCUGGAGACCCCGAAUACGAGCGCAGCAAGCAGCGGAGCAACAUCCUCUUCGGAGUCAUCGCCGGCAUCGUGGCCGUCACCCUGGUCAUCGUGCUGGUCGUCCUGGUGCGCUACUGCCGGCAACGGGAGGCCAAGAGCGGCUACCAGGCAGGCAAGAAGGAGACCAAGGACCUGUAUGCGCCCAAGCAGGCCAGCAAGAGCGGUAAGAGCAAAAGCAAGGUGAAGAAGAGCAAGUCUCCGAAGCCACCCAAGCCCACGGAGGAUGAGGAGGAGACAGGACUGCAGAAAUCGCUCAAGUUCAACCUCAUGAACGACUCUGUCAGUGACAGCCCCCGAAUCCACCUGCCCCUCACCUACCCGCCGGGCAGCCCAGACCUGGGUCGCCACUACCGCUCUAACUCACCGCUGCCCUCUAUCCAGCUGCAGCCUCAGUCGCCCUCUGCCUCCAAGAAGCACCAAGUGGUGCAGGACCUGCCGGCCACCAACACCUUUGUUGGCACCGGGGACAACAGCUCGACGGGCUCCGAGCAGUACUCGGACUACAGCUACCGCACCAAUCCCCAGAAAUACACCAACAAGCAGGUAGGAGAGCUCAUCCUGAGGCCGGCAGCGGCCCCCCCGCUGCACCGGGGAGCCAUCUGGACAGAGGUGUGGGAGUGA